UCCGAUCGGGGGCACUGUGAGUGUGCACUUCCGCUUUUCUUUUCACAACAAAAACACGACACAGAUGAUCUCAUUGAGUGCCGUCAGCUGACCAAAUGGGACCGUAUCCAGGAGCAGAUUCAGACGACACGUUUGACUAUUUAUUCAAGAUUGUGUUGAUAGGGGAUGCGGGGGUCGGGAAGACGUGCGUGGUCCAGAGGUUCAAAUCAGGGACAUACGUGGAGAAACAUGGCUCGACGAUUGGGGUCGACUUCACCAUGAAAACUUUACAGAUAGACGGAAAGCUGAUAAAGCUCCAAAUUUGGGAUACAGCAGGACAGGAGAGGUUUCGAACCAUCACUCAGAGUUACUACCGCAGUGCCAAUGGUGUAAUUAUAGCUUAUGACAUCACAAAGAAGGCUUCAUUUGAGAGUGUGCCGCGGUGGAUUGAAGAUGUAAAGAGAUAUGCAGGACCUAACAUUGUACAGUGUAUCAUUGGUGAGUACUAUGUAACAUUGUAGUGAGUACUGUGUGUA
Messenger RNA from Saccostrea cuccullata (small rock oyster), 515 nucleotides. Its product is annotated as ras-related protein Rab-43-like. The transcript is spliced from 2 exons. The record is from RefSeq and is a predicted model, not a curated record. Gene Ontology annotation, molecular function: GTP binding; GTPase activity. Gene Ontology annotation, cellular component: Golgi apparatus. NCBI's taxonomy places the organism in Eukaryota, Metazoa, Mollusca, Bivalvia, Ostreida, Ostreidae. Gene Ontology annotation, biological process: vesicle-mediated transport. Bases 96 to 500 code for a protein of 134 amino acids.